This is a messenger RNA of Rhodamnia argentea, 2607 nucleotides long. RefSeq lists its product as uncharacterized. Gene Ontology annotation, cellular component: cytoplasm. Lineage: Eukaryota; Viridiplantae; Streptophyta; Magnoliopsida; Myrtales; Myrtaceae. The transcript is spliced from 10 exons. Gene Ontology annotation, molecular function: protein binding. The record is from RefSeq and is a predicted model, not a curated record. Bases 350 to 2221 code for a protein of 623 amino acids.
UCCCCCACCCCCAACCCCGUUAAUUUCCCUCACUCUUCCCGUUUUUCUCGUCAAUCUUCCCCUCUCCUUCUCUCUCCUCUCUCCUCUCUUUUGACUGCGCAACAAGAGCAACAGCGACGAGCUCUCUCUCGCUCGCUUCAAUGUCGAUGGUUGCGUCACCGUGAUUCCUCGUUCGAUUGGCGGGAUUCGCUGAUUUAGGCAUCGGAUUUUUUUUCUCUCUCUUUUGUUACGGGCUCUGAGGAUUCUCAGGUGGAGUUUGAGAAGGCUUUGAGUGCGAGUCGGAAUCUCUCUGUCGUAGACCUUUGGUUUUCGACAUAAGGAGCUUCGUCGGGCUAGGGUUUCGUCGGCAAUGAAGUCUUCUCUUGGGAAGCUUCGGAGAUUCGCCGCACUCCACAAGAACGAUCAGAAGGAGAAGCUGGAGUUUCCGCCUUCAGCUCAGCUCGAUGAACUCGCUCAGGCAUCGAAGGACAUGCAAGCGAUGAGAAAUUGCUAUGAUAGCUUGCUCUCGGCUGCUGCUGCAACAGCAAACAGCGCAUAUGAGUUCUCAGAGUCGCUGCAGGAAAUGGGUACUUGUCUCUUGGAGAAAACUUCACACGGUGAUGGAGAGACUGGUAGAGUUCUGUCAAUGCUGGGACAAGCCCAGUUUGAACUUCAAAAACUUAUCGACAACUAUCGUUCUCAUAUAAUCUUGACAAUUAUAAAUCCAUCAGAAUCUCUUUUCAAUGAACUUCGGACUGUCGAGGAGAUGAAGAGACAAUGCGACGAGAAAAGAGAUGUAUACGAAUUUAUGAUGACGCAACAGAGGGAAAAAGGAAAGUCGAAGAGUGGGAAAGUUGAAAGUUUCAGUUUGCAGCAAAUACAAAGAGCGCAUGAUGAAUGUGAAGAGGAGGCAACACUAUGUGUUUUUCGUUUAAAAUCGUUGAAGCAAGGGCAGUGUCGGAGUCUUCUAACUCAGGCAGCCCGCCACCAUGCUGCUCAGCUAAAUUUUUUCCGGAAGGGUCUAAAAUCCCUCGAGGCAGUUGAACCUCAUGUCAGAAUGGUUACAGAGGAGCAGCAUAUUGAUUACCAAUUUAGUGGACUUGAAGACGACGGUGAAGAUGGUGAAGAUGACAGUGCAGAUGUCUAUGAUGCUAAACAAGACGGGGAAUCAAGUUUUGACUACAGACGAGAUUCUCAGGGCCUGAAUGUCGGUUGGCAAUCAAAGAAUUCAAUGGAGGUGGACGAUGUGAACCUUUCAUAUUUUCAAAGCCCUACUGCGGAAGGUGCAGAGCAGGUGAAUAUUGAAAAAAGCCAAGGGGAUGUCCUUGGUAGAGAAUACAAAAUGGGCAGCCAUUCAGCUCCAAUAAUUCCUGAGAAGAAGUUUGAUCCUGCUGAAAAAGCAAGACACGUGCAGCAAUUAUCUACGCCAAAGUCCAACUCGUACGUGUUGCCUACUCCUGUUGAUGUGAAGAAUCUUCCUUCAAGAACAAAUUAUUCAGCUCCACGGUCUCGGCCAGCCGGCGUUAGUGGACAGAACCCAAAUUUGUGGCACUCUUCUCCAUUGGAGAUAAGAAAGCAAGACCUAAAAGCUGUACCAGAAGUCAGAGAGAGCACUAGUAGUCACAAUGGUUUUGGCCAAUUGCCUCCUCCUCUGAUGGAGGGACCUGUGUAUAAUGCAGAAAAAGUCAAAAGGCAAGCCUUCUCUGGUCCGCUGACACCUAUGCCUAAGAAGCCUGUCCUAAAUGCAAGUGGUCCCAUCUUUCCUUCUCAUGAAGUCCAACUGGUUUCUGGAGUACUUCCACGCUCUGCUCAGCCUUCAUCAUCUCCAAAAGCAUCCCCUACUGCUUCACCUCCUCUUGUUUCUUCUCCAAGGAUAAGUGAGCUUCAUGAGCUUCCUAGACCACCCGGAAAUCUGGCUAUGAAGCCAGUCAAAUCUUCUGUAUUCAUUGGUCACUCUGCUCUAUUAGUGCCCAGAAAUCCGGAGGGUUCUGCAAACAGUAGAAUACCCUCAGCAGCGUCUCCACUUCCACCUCCUCCGUUGAAUAUGCCUCGAAGUUUUUCCAUACCUUCAAGUAGUCAAAGAGCAAUAGGAAUCAAAGUGACCAAGACAGCGGAGUCCCAACAACUUUUAGAAAAAGUGGAAGAAGUAUCUUCGCCUCCAUUAACUCCUAUUUCUAUAGCGAACAUCAAACCAGUUUCAGCUGUUGCUGCCUAUCAGCCUGGUUCUGUGAGAGAUGAAUGAGAUAUGAACUGCAUAUCCAUAGUUUCUUCAACGUUGAGGUGUUCCUCCCUUUUCAACAAAUUUUUGUGCAUGUCCAUAUGACGGCAGAUAAGUUGAAGAACUCGAGGCCUUUCGGGUUUCCCCAUGGACAUUCAGUCAUCCCAUGUGUAACAUUGAGAAUAUAUUUUUAUGAGUUGGUUCAAGUAGUUUUUGGUCAGAAAAAAAGAAUUGGUGAGGAAGUAAGAAAUCCGAUCCUUGAAGUGUCUAGAAUUUCAAGAAAUUUAUCUUCUGUUAUAAUAUAGAGAAUUGAUGUCCUCCCUUUUGUCCUAUGCUUUUAUUUGUCUCUGUGUAGUAGCGCACUGGCGUGCUAAUGGCACUUAGUUAUACAUGCAAUCGGUGUUGUGAAA